Molecule: messenger RNA, 3702 nt
Organism: Hyla sarda
Lineage: Eukaryota; Metazoa; Chordata; Amphibia; Anura; Hylidae
Product: proprotein convertase subtilisin/kexin type 5-like
Exons: 17
Coding region: 206-3115 (969 amino acids)
Source: RefSeq, a predicted model, not a curated record
CGCUCCAGUGUUACUUCAGCAGCAUUAUGUGACUGUUGCAGCCUCGGCAUUCAUUCUCCAUAUGGACUGUGAACUCUGCUCCUAAACCAAGACCAGAGCCCUGUCCAGAGGGGUAAAGGAGGGGGAGGAAAAUCUCCCUCCUGUCCAUUGUAAGGGUGCACCUGUUGGACAGCAGACACUUUGCAGAAGGACACCGCAAAGAGAAAUGGAGCUGAAAGCGUCCAUAGUAUACAGCUCCUGUAUACUGCUUCUUCUACAAGGCUGUGGUCUAUUGUCAGCCAUGUUGUGUCCAAAUGGUCAGUUCGCCCUUAAUGCUCAGUGUGUGGACUGCCACUCUAGCUGUGAGGAAUGCAGUGGACAGGAGCCAUACGAAUGCACCCAGUGUGGCAUAGAUGAAGAUGGAAAUGAGCGCUUCCUUCAUCGCAGUCGCUGUAAAGUCCACUGUCCUCGGGGCUUUUAUCCAGAGCGUGACACCUACAGCUGUGAAUCGUGUCCGCUAAACUGUGACAUUUGCACUUAUGCUAAUAGUUGUCAGAAAUGUAAAAGCAACUACAAGCUUCAGAAUGGCGAGUGCUACUUAAUCCAGUGUUUGCCAGGACAAAUGGAAGACCCCGAAACUGGAGAAUGUGUUGACUGUGAAACUGGAUGCAAAACCUGUGAAAUAGAUGAUCCAGAAAUCUGUCUCAGCUGUCUUCAAGGUUACUUUCUGUACCAUCUACAAUGCCGAAAACAUUGCCCCCAGAAAACGUAUCAAGACAACGGAAGGAAAAUGUGUCUUGCUUGUCUAUCAGGGUGCAUUGAAUGCCAGAAUGAAACACAUUGCUCUUCCUGUCAAAGUGGAUACUAUUUGCACGAUGCUAGAUGUGUGCUGAAAUGCCCCGGUGGCAUGUUCCAAGAUACUAAGAAGUUGCAAUGUGAAGCCUGUCACAAAUCCUGCCUAACCUGUCAUGGGCCUUCUCCUCGGGACUGUGACAUGUGCCCAGAUGGGAAGCAACCAUCCUUUGGAAUGUGUCAUCUUUUGACUUGUUUGGAUGAAGAAUAUUUUAAUGUGGCAGAUGGCAAGUGCUACCCCUGUGACCCUUCCUGUCAGAGUUGCUUCGGCCCACAAGCACAAGAUUGCUUCUCCUGUCAUAUUGGUUAUUAUCUGGAUGUGGAAAAUCAAUGUGUGCCAAGUUGUCCACAGGGAUUCUUUGGCGAUCCAUUCACUCAAACAUGUGAAAAGUGUUCAGUGACCUGUAAAAGUUGUGCAGGUAGCAGUGAAAACUGUCUGAAAUGUUACACACAAGAGCAAGGCCUGUUUCUUCAUGAAGGACGCUGUCUUUCUCAUUGUCCAGAUGGCUACUUCGAAAACAUUGAAGGCACAUGUGAACCAUGCGAGGGUUCCUGCUGGACCUGUGAGGGAAGCAAAGUGGAUUGCUUGUCCUGUGUGGAUGGCUUAUACCUGGAGAACAACAAGUGCCUUCCUAAUUGCUCUCUGAGGUAUUAUCCGAAUGAGGAAAGCAUCUGCAGGCACUGUCCAGCCCACUGCACUGUCUGUGCAGACGAAAGAACCUGUCUUGAAUGCAGUUACUUAUAUCUUCUCUUCAAUGGCACCUGCAAGGCAACCUGCCCGGAUGGCUACUAUGAGGAUCUUGAUGCUGGGAGAUGCAUUUCCUGUCACAUCAGCUGUAAGACAUGCUCAGGGACAUCAGACGAUGACUGUGAGACCUGUCCUUCUGCUAACCCAAACCUAUAUCAGGGGAGUUGUCUGGCUAGCUGCCCCUCUGGAACCUUUCAUAACUUUACGCUCAGCGAGUGCCAAGAGUGUCACAGAACAUGCGCUGAAUGCUCAGGGCCACUACCAACAGAGUGUACACAGUGCCAAAGCCAGCUAACACUUGACCAGGAUAGUGAAAUGUGUGGGGUACAAGGGGAUGCAAAGUGUCCUCUCAAGACUUACCUAGACGAUGAUUUAUUCACAUGUAGUUCUUGUGAUCCGACAUGUGAAUCAUGUGAUGGUUCUUCUGCAGAAAACUGUCUAACCUGCUCUCUGCCUUUCUACCUAAAUAAAAACACCUGUGUAAAGCAAUGCCCAAUUGGUACAUACAAGACAAGUGAAGGAGCAGAUGGGGUGACACUUGGCUUCUGUUCAGCUUGCCACCAGGUAUGCACAACAUGUCAUGGAGGGUCAGCCAAGGACUGUGAUAUUUGUGCCGCUGGAUACUACAAAUUGCUUCACCUCUGCAUUUUGCAUUGCCCUCCAGGAUAUUAUAAAAGAGGUAACCAAUGUGAUAAAUGUGAUUCUCACUGCCAACUGUGUUCCGGUCCUGGAUUGGAUUCCUGCCUUGAAUGUCCUUCACAAACUUACCUGAUAGAGGACACCACCCAUUGUGUUAGUGAGUGCCCUGAAAGGUUUUACAUGCAUGGGAAUAAGUGCAGGAAGUGUCACCCAAGCUGUAGAACUUGUAAUGACUCUUCUGUGCAAGGAUGCAAAAGUUGUGACAGAGGCAGCAGCUUUCAAGCAGGAAUCUGUUACCCACAGUGUGAGGAGCACCGCUACCUGGAUGAUGAUGGUGUGUGUCAGCCAUGUGACUCUUCCUGUAGACAUUGCUCUGGCCCUGGAUCUGACCGCUGUAUAUCUUGCAAAAGCAAUACUGCAUGGGCUCCUGAAGAAAUGAGAUGUAUUAACUGUUGUGAUUCACAGACGGAUCAAAGUGACUGCUGCUUCUGUGAUGUAAAUUCAGUUUUGUGCAUAAAGCAUCUACAACUUCAAGUCGAGCAGGCUGCUUUGAUGAACUUAAAGUUCCCAGUCACCUCCACAGCCUCACACUUUUCUGCUGCAGCCCCCGUUUUGGUCUCUUUACUGUUGAUGGUCGCAGUUGUGCUUUUGAGUAUAUGGCAGGCCAAAUCCAAGAAGAUGUUUUGCUGGAGACAGAGCUAUGAGAGGCUAGGAGGUAGUCCUCAGGAUGUGUCAUGUCAUGAAGACAGCAAACAGGAUGGCGAAGGGGACAGUUUAGAUGAAUGUGAUAUAGUAUAUAGUACUAAAGAUGGGACUGUGUAUAAGAAGCUCCCCUUCAAGCUACAUUCACCAGAAAAUGGCCUAUUAAAUGAUGUGGGUUGUAUGAAUAAAGUAUAGUAGCUUUUAUUGGUAAGAUGCCAGGAUGAUUGUCUUCUAUGAACAAAACAGGAUUUUUUUUUGCUAUAAAAUAUGUACAUAAACCAAAUUGCAAAUAUUACCUCUUAGAGACCAGCCUGUUUUGGGUCCAAAGAACAUUUAAAAAAUGUUUUUCCAAUCAUUGCCUUCAAGGAGCCAUAACUUAUUUUUCUGUCAGCAUAGCUGCAUAACACCUUUUUUUUUUUCAUAUUGUGUAAUGGAACCAAUAUGUGGUGCAUACAUUCUUGGUGUUUAAUUUUUACUGUAUUCAUUGUAUAAAGAACACAAUAAAUGUAUUCUCACAAAAUGACAAGGAUAACAAAAUUGUAUAUAUAUUUUUUUUUUUUAUAAAGCUUUAUUACUUUGCUUUAGUGUUGCUGCAUUCGAAGACUUGUAAAAUUCUGUGAGUUGAGUACAUGUUUGGGGUUGCUUUUCAUUCCAUUUUUUUGAGAGGUAUAUUUCUUCUUUUAGCGUUCACUGUUCAAGAUUAGAAACUUUAAUUUUAUCGUUUGGGUUGUUUUUAAUGUGGUAAUUAGGGAUAAGCGAAUCGAAUGGGACAAAUCCAAAUU